Homarus americanus (American lobster) is the source of this 3750-nucleotide messenger RNA. RefSeq names its product E3 UFM1-protein ligase 1-like (gene Ufl1). The transcript has 12 exons. The record is from RefSeq and is a predicted model, not a curated record. Gene Ontology annotation, biological process: response to endoplasmic reticulum stress; regulation of proteasomal ubiquitin-dependent protein catabolic process; protein K69-linked ufmylation. NCBI's taxonomy places the organism in Eukaryota, Metazoa, Arthropoda, Malacostraca, Decapoda, Nephropidae. Gene Ontology annotation, cellular component: endoplasmic reticulum membrane. The coding region runs from base 52 to 2418 and encodes 788 amino acids. Gene Ontology annotation, molecular function: UFM1 ligase activity.
AAAAGGUUAUUAUAAUGUUCUCGGCAGUGAGGUGUGAGUGAGGUGGUCAACAUGUCUUCCUCUGACUGGGAGGAAGUGAAGCGUCUCGCUGCAGAUUUUCAGAGAGCUCAGCUUGCCUCAACUGUCCAGAAAUUAUCGGAAAGAAACUGUGUUGAAAUUGUGAACAAGUUAGUUGAGCUCGGGCUACUAGACAUCUACCACACCAACGAUGGCAAGGAAUACAUCACUCCAGCACAACUCACCAAGGAGAUCCAAGACGAGGUCUUUAUUCAUGGGGGCCGGGUGAACUUGGUAGACCUGGUGGACGUGUUGUCUGUGGACCACAGUGUAAUUGAGAAGCGAGCGUUGGCUCUGGCUCACUCUGAGUCCAACACCUGUUUCGUCCUUGGUCAGCUGAUAACUCAGGAUUACCUCGAUGCCAUUGCUGAGGAAAUCAACGAGAAGCUUCAGCAGGAAGGAUCGACUACAGUUGCAGACCUGGUGAAGCAUUAUGAAUUACCUGGUGACUUUAUGCUUGAGGUUGUUGUUGAACGACUGGGUACCAUCAUCCAGGGCCAGCAAGACACUCACGACCACACUGUCAUAUUUACUAAUGCUUUUGUGGCCCGACACAAAGCUCAUGUUCGAGGCGUCCUGUGUGCCAUCACACAACCAACACAGGUGUCAACAAUCAUCGCACAACAUGGCUUCCAACAGAGGCUGUUCUUUAGUGUUGCUGAAAAACUGAUUGCAACAGGCCGAGUAUCUGGUGCUCUCACUGGGGGACGGCAAAUUCAUCGGGCUAUGUACAUACCCAGCAUAUAUUCACGGACACAGAACGAGUGGGUGGAUAACUUCUUGAAGCAAAAUGGAUAUCUUGAGUUUGAGGCUCUGCGGCGUUUAGAGAUAAGUGAUCCAGAGGGACACAUUCGUCGACGCUUUAAGGAUGAAGAUCUGACCUUUGUUGGUGAGGUGUGUGUUGGGUCAAGUCUCAUUGAUCAGAUUGAUGCUGCUAUUGAUGAUGCUCUGCUGUCUGGAGGUUGGGUGGACAUCUAUCCACUGCUGCCUACAGUCUUCAGCCCAGAAGAAGGGAACCAGCUUGUGGAUAUUGCCUUAAAACGCCGCCAAGAUAAAAAAUCCACUGCAACUGCUAAGGUUUUCUAUCAUACAGUUGUAGUUAGUGAUCAGCUCCUGACAAAACUCUCCAAUCACCUGCAACAAAUGAUGCCCAAAAGAGCCAAGGAAGCUGUGGAGAAGGGGGCAUUUAAACAACAGGUUGACAUUGGGAAACUGAAGCACCAGGAGGAGGAAUUUGGGAGAAAUAAGAAAGAAGAGAGACGAAAAAAGGCAGCAACUGGUAAGGCUGGAGGGGGCACACAAGGCCGUGAGACCAAGACCAAGGCUUCUAAGAAUAAGUAUAAGGGAAGGAAGGGAGCAGCUCAUGAUUCUGAGUCUGAUGAUGAUGUCAACACUCACCCCACUACUGGUGGUGGUGGGAGACUCCAUCAAAUAGAGUUUAUGUCAGAAACAGACAUGCAGCUGUUGAUCAGUGAUUUUGAGGAAUUGGCAGACUGUCCUGAGGAGCUGGUGGAAGAGUUAACAAAUCACUUCCAUCGUCCUUUAACUAAGAUCUUCCAGGAAGUUGCUAAAUCGGUCUUUAUGGCAACUGUAGCAGUUAAAGGUGACACACGGAGGAAGACUCACCAGCAGCUGCAGGAGAAAGUGUCAGCACUGCUCACCACCAUCAAACUGGCAGAUAAGAGUGUUAAGGUAUUUGAUGAGGAUAAACAAUCACAACUGAGGAAGCACCUGUUGAAGACCCAGUGCUCCGAGAUGGUUAAUGAACUGGUCCUCUACCUUGCUGACGACAGCCUCAUAGAAAUAGCCCGGGACAAGGAAGUUACUCCGGAGAUUCGUCUAAAGAUUAUUAAGAAGUUAUCAGAGGAAAUGAUUGAACCCCUGCAGAAUGUCCACAAAACACUUAGUGGGUCCAGUGUGGAGGACUUCGUAAAUGUAGUGGAUGAUGCCAUCGCCAUCACUGGCAUUAUGUUGAAGAAAAAGGACAACAAGAAGGACAGACAAGUGUUGGUGAACCACCGUUGUGCUCUCCUGGAACAGCUUGAUGGAACUAUUGAUGCCCCACUAACCCUCCACCUGGCCUGCCUGGUCCUCUUUCAGGCAGUGACGGGGAACAUGCUCCACGCUUCGGGCAAGUUUGUGCCUCACAUCCUGGCUUACAUUAAGAGUCAUGUACCAUUUGAUAAGUUCUCCGUAUUGCAAGAAUAUCAAGACUUAGUGAUCAAGUCACUGACUACCAAGACUGACUUAGAAGCUGACAGUGAUGUGAAGCUCAGACUUGAAACACUAACACCAAUUGUAAAGGAAACAGCCAUCACAUUCAAGAAGGCAGCUGCCGGCUUACACAACACAGAAGAGUAAUACUGUACAGUGUGUUUACAAGAAGGAAGAAUUUUCUUGACCUUAUAAAAAUUUAUAUUUGGAUGUCAGUCUGCAAUGGUGUCAUCUUUUAACUAAGGCAGUGAUUAUCAUACCAUUUGUAGAAGCUGAAACCACAGCAUAAUUUUAAGGAAAAUUAUCUUCUUGGUAGUCUGCUGUCAAGGCUGAAUUUUAAUGCUUGGAAAAUUUGUACUGUAACGUGAUGGUAUUUGUAUAAGUGUGGAUAUUGGUAUUAGCAAUUACAGUACAGUAUAAUUGACUUUGCCAAUUUCAGUAUUGGCAGAAGCUAUUGUUUGGUGAGGUUGGAUUAUUUUUUUAGGAAAUACAAAUAUUGACUGUUACAACAUAUUCUUUAUUUAUUCUUUAUAAUUGAUAUUUUUUAUGGAAGGCAUUUGGGAAAUAUCUUCUGUUAUUCUGUUUGAAAUCUAUGGUAUUAUUCAAUAUUUUGGGUACCGGGCUACAGUAUUUGUUAUUGACGUACAAUAAAUAAAGUUGAAAGUUACUGUGAUAAACAAAAUAAAUUCUUUGGUGGCUUUUUGUGAAAGGAGACACUCCAUAGCAGAAUGUAUCUGUUGAAGAAGCAGUGAAGAGUGAGUGUAUGUAUGUGUUCCUUGUGUCUAGGUUUGGGACACCAGGAACAAGCUUGAAUUAUUACUCUUGUAAAUACUGUACUGUACAGGUAUUAAAAAAAAAUCACACACAUUUUAUAUAAUUUUGGUCAGACACUUAAAAUUUGGAUGGUUCUGCUGGGUUUAUAAAGAAACGUGUAGCUUCAGGAUUUGUUUGUUUUUUCCCCAAGUGGAAAUUAUGAUAGGUUUUUUCCUCUCAUUUUUGUUGUGGAUUUGAAUAUAGUUACAUUAUUUGAUAUCUCUUAUUCCCAUGUGUCAUCCCAGAAAUGAGUUUCCAUUUAUUCAUCACAUCAUAAAAUGUUUAGUGUCCCUCAUACAAUACUGUACAAUACUUCAGUUCCCCCUCAAGUUUUUGUAUUGUCAAGUGUCUGAAUGAUUACUCUCAGGAUCUUGUCAAAUAUUGUACGUCUUUUUCCUCGAGUUAUUUCUUAUUACUGUAUGACUAAAUUCUUUAACGUUUGAGGACUCUUUGCUCUUAAUAGGGAGCUGGUUUCAGCUCCAGUUUUCACUCUCUCAUUUUGCCUUAUUAAAUUUGUUCCUAGUCCUGUGUGUAGCAUUCCAGCCUCCUAAAUGUUGAAGUAACCCCCAGUCUGACCUGGGAGGAAUGUUUGUUUAUAUUACCAUUAUUUGCCAUUGACAAUUAUGUACAGAAGCUAUUAAGUUAUACAUAAAUUAUGAUAGUUUA